UCGAGCCAAUGAGAUAAUUCCCUUUUAGAAGAAAGCGGGACCAGUUCUCGGGGAUUAGGGGGGAGAGAGAGAGAGAGAGAGGUUCGCCCUCGUGGAGAGGUGGGUGCUCGUGCGCUGAGUGUUGCUAAGGGAAUGGGGAGUUUCUCUCUGGAUUCUUUCCCCCUCCCCCGCCCAGGAGUCACGUGGACGAUGGAGGACAUGCAGAAUCUCUUCCUUCCGGGUCAGCCCCGGAGUUGCGACGAACUCCGCGUGUCUGCCUCACCGCGCUGCAGCUGCUUCUGGCCAACUCCUCGGGAGCCUUUUUUUCUGGCUCCCCUCACUCCCUAACUUCCCAGUCCCAUUCCUCCUUCCUUCUCCAGCCUCCCUGGAGGCGGCAGCUUCCGAGAUGAGCUCCCAGAGGGGGAACGUGGCCCGUACCAGACCCCAGAGGCACCAGAACGCGUUUAGCUUCAAAAAUGACAAGUUCGAUACCAGUGUUCAGACGAAGAGAAUAAAUGCAAAGCUUCACGAUGGAGUGUGUCAGCAUUGUAAAGAAGUUCUGGAGUGGCGAGUAAAAUACAGCAAGUACAAACCACUAUCAAAACCCAAAAAAUGUGUUAAAUGUUUACAAAAGACAGUGAAGGAUUCUUAUCACAUAAUUUGUAAACCAUGUGCUUGUGAACUUGAAGUUUGUGCUAAAUGUGGAAAGAAAGAAGAAAUUGUUAUUCCGAUCAGUAGUAACAAACUAGAGAAGACAGCAGACGUUGAAAGUGACGAGAUAUCUCACUGCAGGAGAAGAAACAGAAGAUUUGAAGAGGAACAAAGUGAUGACGAAUUAGAUUUUGACCUUGACUUAAAUGAAUCAGAAGAUGAGGAACAAAGUAAUCACAGCAGCUAUACCAAAAACAAAUCUCCAAGUGCAAAAAUCUAACCAACUUGAAGAUCUUGUACAAAGGCCUGUGAAAUUAUAUACAGGACAGUGGAAUGCUCCCUGACUUGGAAUUAGGGGUUGCCAGGUUCUAGUUUUGCCUCUGUUAUUAACCAGUUAUGUAACCAUGGUCAAAUCACUUGCUUUCUUGGAGUCAUUUUUUUCCUCUGUAAAAUGGCAUCAGUAAAUGACCUGAAAAGACUGUUUCCAGAUCUAGUUUUCUGUCAUUGGGAUUUCAUUAAAAACAGAUUCCAUUCUUAAAUUUCUCUUGGAACAAUAAAAAUGAACUCUUUUUUUUUUUUAAUUCAACAUACUGCUUCUUUAAUUUUGAUGCUUCCAUUUUGAGUUUUCUCAUGGAAUGUCUCUUAAGAUUUUAAAUGUUGAGUAAUUUCUUUAGUAUUAUUAUUUAGAAACCUACAUGAUCAGAAGUCAUAAGCCUGAACAAUAUUCAGGAUUAAUGGAAUAUUUUAAUCUCUGAUGUGAAGGGAUCUCAUUAGGGUGUGGUACUUCAACAAAUAUUAAUUAGUUGAUAUUAAGUAGAUAAUUCACGUUAAAAAGUCAUAAUCUCGUAUUUUUCCUUUAUUGUAGAAAUAGAAUGUUGUAGUAGAAAAAACACUGGAUGUGAGGUUAGGAGAUAAUGAAGUUCAAGUCCCAUAAUUCUUACUAGUUGACAAGUUAAACUCUUUGGGCCUUAGGUUCCUUGUCUGUAUAAUGGGAGUAAAAAUACCUUCUCUGUAGAGUUAAUAUAAAUAAAUCACUUUGUAAACCUUAAAGAACUAUGUGACUUAUCACAAGUCAUUCAUAAAAAUUAUGUAAGAUUCUUCUUAUUAAUAAGAAUAAUAAUGAUAACUCCAAUUUAUGCUCCUUGUUCUUCCCCUUGACUUAAUUCGUAUUUUACAUGAAAGAAGUGAUUGUUAUAUUGUGAAAAGUUAGAAGAUGUCAUCUCUUAAGUAUCACUCAGUUCUAUUACCCAAGAGGUCUUAGACAUGAACAUAUUUAUGAUACAUAUGUUCGUUAUACUUAAGCCCUUUCAUAUACAUUAUCUUGUGUCAUCCAUAUAAUAGUACUUUAAGGCAAGGAGGGCAAGUAAUAAGUAAUAAGCUAAAGUUCUGGCUCUGGUUCUUCUACUUGCUAGUCAUUAGAUGCUAGUUAACUUAAUCUCUCUGAUCCUCAGUUUCCUGUGGAGCAAGUUAGUAAGAGCUGUUUUACUUAGAGUCAUAAGCACCAUAGAGUUCAUCUAAUCUCAUUCCCUCAUUUGCAGAUGGGCACAGGAAUUGGCUCUUGUUGCAUGAGUGUAAUAGCGGCAGAAAAAUUCUUCUGAAUUCUUCCAGGCCAAUAUUCUUUCCACUAUAUCUACCUUACAGAGUAGCUGUGAAUAUAAAAUUAUUUAAUAAACAUGAAAAUUAUAAAUUACUUUCUAGAAACAAGUUUGGGGAGCAAUAGGCCCAGCAUUUUAAGUGGGACAGUAAUACUCAUUCUUCUCAACUCCCCUCUAGUCAGUUAUAAAUGUGUUUUAAUAUAACUAUAUCUCUAAUUCAAAACAUAUGCAGGAUAUAAUCCAGUUUAUGCAAUGUCUUUGCUUUUUUGCAUAUUGUUAUCAUUAUUAUUGUUGUUGUUGUUGUUAUUAUUAUUAUUAUUAAGAAUGGUGCCUGCUAACACAGAUUACUCGACUGGAGGGAAGUUUGAUAAAGAGCAUCACCUAGUGGCAUGUUCUUGUAAUUGUGGUUCUUUAGUUCCACACCACAAAAUAUUAUCAAAAAUAGCCUAGAAUUCAUUUAUGUUAUUUAGUUCAGUUGUGUUUGUAUGGGAAUUGUUUCCCUGACCUAAAACCAUUUUCUAGAGUGUGAAUCACUAUGUAGAAAUGAAACAGGCUUUUUAUUUUCUUUUUACUGUGAUGUCUAAGCAUUUUUUGGUAGCUUAAUAUGUGCCCAUAUAUGAAGACUAUGUACUGUACAUCCUGAAACCUUAUCAUUUUUAAUAGUGCCUAGUAUAUCAUGGCUAAAAAUAAUUAGUACAAAAUAUUUUGGUUUAUAAAUAGCCGAGAUUUAAAGUUAUGUACUCACUUGCCUAUGUUACUCAGGACUGGUUUCAAAACAUUUCCAAAGAAAAAAGCAUAAAAAUAUGAUGGAUGAAAGAAAUGGCGUCAGUUCAACAAAUUUUAUUAAAUGUAAGCUAAGUUCAGUGCAUUAUGCUCAGGUAUUUUUUUUUUUAAUCCAUAAGUUUUAUAUAGCU
Messenger RNA from Vombatus ursinus (common wombat), 3139 nucleotides. It is a transcript of the gene CUNH9orf85, whose product is annotated as chromosome unknown C9orf85 homolog. The transcript has 4 exons. NCBI's taxonomy places the organism in Eukaryota, Metazoa, Chordata, Mammalia, Diprotodontia, Vombatidae. The record is from RefSeq and is a predicted model, not a curated record. Bases 386 to 910 code for a protein of 174 amino acids.